AACUUAUUGUUUUCUUAUCUUGAGAUCGUCGCAAGCAUUGAUUUGGUCGCCAUGAUUUCGGCUAACUGUUAUUGUGGACUCCUUAUAUUCAUGGCUAUCGCCUGUUCGGCAGGGAUGGCGUACAGAAAUAUAAGGUUUUCGAGAACAGAUGACGACAAGGACCACGCGCUCGGACGGCCUGUUGAAAAGGAUCCCACGAACAGUAUUUAUUUCAUGAUGGCGGAAGAUGCACUAAAACAAUACGAAGAUGAAACACGCAAGAAAAGUCAUCACGUUGUUCUGAAAGUGAAUAAAGUGACUGAGCAGGUGGUAGAAGGGACUUCGACCAGAAUUGACUUCCUCGCGUCAUCUACACUGUGUCCUAAUGAUUCAAGCGAAAAAACUCCAUUGGUCUGUCAGGUCAGCAAUAUAAAAAAUAUAUUGAAAUGUCAUUCAGAAACAUGGAGUCGGCCAUGGCUGAACCAAAAUCAGAUUAAAAUUGACUGUGAAACACUUUUACAAUCAGAAAAUUAAAUGUAACUAAACUAUGAAAUAAGAAUUACAAAUACAGAUAUACAAAUUUCAUCAAAUAUAUAUAAUAUCUAUACAUUAAA
Molecule: messenger RNA, 593 nt
Organism: Danaus plexippus (monarch butterfly)
Lineage: Eukaryota; Metazoa; Arthropoda; Insecta; Lepidoptera; Nymphalidae
Product: cystatin cpi-1-like
Exons: 2
Coding region: 52-513 (153 amino acids)
Molecular function (GO): cysteine-type endopeptidase inhibitor activity
Source: RefSeq, a predicted model, not a curated record